Kazachstania africana CBS 2517 is the source of this 291-nucleotide messenger RNA. It is a transcript of the gene ISD11, whose product is annotated as Isd11p. Bases 1 to 291 code for a protein of 96 amino acids. Gene Ontology annotation, cellular component: mitochondrion; L-cysteine desulfurase complex. Gene Ontology annotation, biological process: iron-sulfur cluster assembly. The transcript has a single exon. The record is from RefSeq and is a predicted model, not a curated record. NCBI's taxonomy places the organism in Eukaryota, Fungi, Ascomycota, Saccharomycetes, Saccharomycetales, Saccharomycetaceae.
AUGUCCAGCGUACCUGUUCCAACAAGACGUCAGGUUCUGGCCUUGUACAAACAGUUCAUCAAGAAUUCAAAUCAGUUCAAUAAUUAUAAUUUCAGACAGUAUUUCCUAAGGAAGUCAAGAUCAACUUUUAAAGAAAGCGCUGAUCUUAAGGACACAGUCCAGGUGACUAACAUGUUCAACGAGGCAAAGAAAGAAUUAGGUAUCUUGAAAAGACAAGCCGUGAUCUCGCAGAUGUACACUUUUGACAAGACUGUCGUCGAACCAACUCUCAAAUUAAAUCAUACUCAGUAA